GGCCCUUGUUCAAACUUAGCAUUAUCCUAGACUCUUGAUUGGAUCUCUCUAAAUCUAUCACCGACAAUCUUACCCCUCCGGCUUCUUCAAUCAUCAAUAUGCCAGACGCCGUUUCCAUUACCAAACCACAAUCUCCAAUUCCCGAAAGAUUCAUUCUCGAUUUUCGGACGAAACAUAGACCGUCAUCGAGAACUGAUUUGCAACAUGCCACUCAAAGUCGAGCUCACACGCAUGUCUCAACAGACUGGGACCAGAUGUAUGGAUGAGGAUUGGACCGGCACAAACGACACAGCAACUAGAAGAAAAUUACAGAACCGCUUGAACCAGAGGAUAUACCGUCAGAGACGCAAAGCUCCAUCGAAAAUUCGUGACGACCGCGAAAACGAUUCUUUAAUUGAAGCUCCACAGUCCCCAGAGCGAUCAAUCCUCGGUGAAGCCAAAAGAACAUAUUCUGCGAAUCCGUUAUCGAUAACGAGCCUCCGUAACGAGAAGCAAUCCGGUCAACUCGAGCAAUCAAGCAAUCCCUCUGCCAAACCAUCGGCAGAUAUAAAUAUAAAGCAAUGGACAACAGGUCGCGUGUCGAGAGUCCAAGGAUUUUGUGGGAUUCGGCUUAUGCUGGCCGAAUUCGAGAAAGAAGCUCGUAGGAACCAUUCAAUGGGCUCUCCACGAACAGAUCAACUUCUCACCCUCAUUCAAUUCAACGUUUUUCGCGCAUUGAUCAAAAACACGCGGACAAUAGGUUGGAACUUGGAUUGGCUAGACUGCAUGAUCGAUCCUCUAUCCCCGUGGCUCAAUCUUUCCACAAAGAUUGUGCCGGGCGCGCAUUGUCCUCAAGCAUUGUGUCCAACGAAGAUUCAGCGCACAAUCCCUCAUCAUCCAUGGCUAGAUCUUUGGCCAAUUCCUCAAAUGCGCGAUAACCUAUUGUUGCAUGCUGAAAGUUACGAUGAAGAUCAAUUGUGUAAUGAUCUAGUGGAAUUUGGAGGUCUCAUGAACGAACAGUCGGGCCUCAUUGUUUGGGGAGAACCGUGGGAUGUUUGGGGAUGGGAGGUUAGUGAGACUUUCUUGAGGAAUUGGGGAUGGGCCGUCAAGGGUUGUGAAGAGUUAUUGGCUUCGACGAAUAAAUGGAGGGCAAAAAGGGGAGAGGAAGCUCUUGUUUUCGAGGUCUGAACAAACUACCUAACCUUGAGACAAAGCGCCGGAUGUUAUAUUGAAUCAGACUCUCAAGUCUUGAGCCCUGCAGGUUAACACGCAUGAGCACUUCCUUUCGACACCUGCAGCUAGUUGUCAUGCAAUAUCGUCUAGCAAGCACCAUUCACCCCUCCAACAACACUGCCAACAACACCGCCAACAAGAAAGACUAUGUGGAUGUUGAGGAAGCGUAACGACGGGAUAAUCCACUUGACAAACAUGGCAGACAUUCAACGCAAGUAGAAUAUGCAUCCAAGGGUGGACUUCCAGGUAGCAUUUCAGCUCACAAUACAUGCGGCAAUUCUGCAAUCUAGGGAAAAGAUUACGUCACGUCAAGCUCAAUUAUGGGGGCAUUAUCAUCGCAAAGGGUUGACACACACACACAGAGCAUCGAAUGAUCUCAGCUUCAUUCAUAGCUGUACAUUUUCGCUCGGGUCAAAAAAGUUGUCUGCAGUUCCAACCUCUCAAUAGAAAACUUUGUUUUUUUUCGCCUCACAGCAACAUAAGAGAAGGAUCAAAACGCCGAGAAUUCAAUAAGGCUCGCACUAUUGAGACGCACGGAAUUGACCAACCUCUCUUGUGGCGUCUUCUAAUUGGGUUUGCGAAUAGAAAAGACCAACAACAAUGGUGCUAAUACGGUACCAUUUUACGUAGAAUACCCAUACCGGUCGAUCGGAAGUAGCCUUUCGUCGUGCAUUCGACCUAGCAGUAGCAGAUAAAUCUGAUUGAGUA
Botrytis cinerea B05.10 is the source of this 1920-nucleotide messenger RNA. RefSeq lists its product as hypothetical. Lineage: Eukaryota; Fungi; Ascomycota; Leotiomycetes; Helotiales; Sclerotiniaceae. The record is from RefSeq and is a predicted model, not a curated record. The transcript has 2 exons. The coding region runs from base 205 to 1167 and encodes 320 amino acids.